AAAGGGAAGGAAAAGAAGAAAGAACACCUGAUCAGCCUUGGACCUCAGGUGGCCGAAGGAGAGCGUGUAUUUGGUGUCUGCUAUAUCUUUGCAUCCUUCAAUGACACUUUUGUCCAUGUCACUCAUCUUUCCAGCAGAGAAGCCACCUGCCAUGGAAUGAAGGUGAAGGCAGACCGAGAUGAAUCCUUGCCGUAUGCUGCUAUGUUGGCUUCCCAGGACGCGGCCCAGAAGUGCAAGGAGCUGGGCAUCACCGCGCUACACAUCAAACUCUGGGCCACAGGAGGAAAUAGAACCAAGAUCCCUGGACCUGGAGCCCAGUCCGACCUCAGAGCCCUUUCCCGCUCAGGUAUGAAGAUCGGGCAGAUUGAGGACGUUACCCCCAUCCUCUCUGCUAGCACCGGCAGGAAGUGGGGGGUCGCUGUGGUCGACAUCUUUGAAUAA
Saimiri boliviensis boliviensis (Bolivian squirrel monkey) is the source of this 441-nucleotide messenger RNA. Lineage: Eukaryota; Metazoa; Chordata; Mammalia; Primates; Cebidae. The record is from RefSeq and is a predicted model, not a curated record.